AUGGACGAUGCUAGUGACACCUUCGCCCCACCACCGGGACCGCCACCAGGCUAUGAUUCCGGCCAGCAGCAGUAUAAUGCGCCGCCUGGUCCACCGCCAUCUCAUGAGAACGUAAAGAUGAAGGAACAAGAUGUCGAGCCACCAGAAUAUGAUCCAUGGCACGGCGGACCUGAUGACACACUCCGUUUACCACCCUCGUUCGAUAGCAUCAAUCCCAAGAAUAUGAGAAGCCCGACGGCUAACGCCUCGGCUGACGACGCAAAGCGUGCGCACGCGUGGUGCGCCCAUGUACCUCUCUUCCAUUCUACUCACCAUUCGCCCCAGCAUCUCGAGCGUAUCCGGCAUGGCGACCUCAGUCUGACCCUUCCACCCGAGACGUCGGAUAUUACGAACUAUCAGCCUGCAAUGGGAAAGACUUAUAUCCGCACGUUCAGAUCUGUUAAUGACACCAUACUCCUGUCCGAUCUGCCGGUCUUCGCGUCUCAACACCAUUCGCCUAUGGUAACCGGCCGACCCGAAACGAUCUAUUUUGAACUACAUGUCAUCAGCGUUGGAGACCGCUACAACCAGAAUCCGCACAACGUGGAAGUUGAUUCUGGCAUUGCCAUUGGCUUUGUAGCUCCACCUUAUCCUGCUUGGCGUCUCCCAGGCUGGCAUCGCGCUUCUCUGGGAGUGCAUGGUGACGACGGCCGACGCUACGUUGACAACAGCGAUGGCGGCUUCGAUUUUACACGGGCCUUUCAGAAGGGCGAUGUUGUGGGCAUCGGCAUGAACUUCAAGCCACCCGUCCACGGCGAUACCGUCAGCAUGCGUGCGGACGUCUUCUUCACACGCAACGGACAGCGUGACGGCGGAUGGGAUUUACAUGAAGAGCGCGAUCGUGAAUUCGAUGCAGGAAACAUCACCGGCCUUGAAGGUGAACAUGAUUUAUUGGCGGCCGUAGGAAUUUUUGGCCAGGUUGAAUUCGAGGUCGCAUUCCGACGUGAAGAGUGGAAGUACAAACCUUAA
Messenger RNA from Dissoconium aciculare CBS 342.82, 1008 nucleotides. RefSeq lists its product as uncharacterized. The record is from RefSeq and is a predicted model, not a curated record. The transcript is spliced from 2 exons. Bases 1 to 1008 code for a protein of 335 amino acids. Lineage: Eukaryota; Fungi; Ascomycota; Dothideomycetes; Mycosphaerellales; Dissoconiaceae.